Conger conger (European conger) is the source of this 1769-nucleotide messenger RNA. Its product is annotated as immunoglobulin superfamily member 6-like. The record is from RefSeq and is a predicted model, not a curated record. Bases 90 to 779 code for a protein of 229 amino acids. Lineage: Eukaryota; Metazoa; Chordata; Actinopteri; Anguilliformes; Congridae. The transcript has 6 exons.
UUGAGCCACUUGAGCUAAAGGGGAAGGAAGAGUGUCCUCAACCGUUUCACAAGAAAUCACAAGAUUUCAGCUCAGACUCACGGGCAAACAUGGUCACCAUUUCCCUGCUCUUCCAGCUGUCCUUUACUCUGAUCUACAUGAAAGAGAGCCUUGGUGAGGCCUGCAAGGGGUUGAUCAACCAGACAGAGGAGGUUCCAGCGUUCACUACAGUCCAGGCCAUCACCCUGCACUGCCCUAUCCCCGACCUCUGCCGUAAUUCGGCAAAGAGCACCACCCACUGGUUUGUGUUCCGCAAUGCCUCUCACCAGGAGAUCAGUGCCCGGGGCCCCAAAUACAGCAUAGACGACAAGGACCUCACCAUCCACUCCCCCCAGACAAACGACAGCGGGGUGUACUACUGCGGCGUGGUCCUGAGCUCGAAGAAGGCCAGUAUCGGCACUGGAACGCGCUUAGUGGUCAGAGAAAAGCGCGACACCACCACCCAGACAGCACUGCUGUGGACACUGUUCGCUGUCCUGGCUCUGUACAGCCUGCUCAUUCUUGUGCUCCUCCUCUCUAAGAAGACCAGGCGAGAGAUCUUCAGAAGUGAAAGGACAAGCACCACAGAUAAGAGAGGCUCUGCCAGGAGAUUGCAGUUCCGCGCCGUUGUGCAAGAACUCUACAAGAGAAGGAACUUACGAGGCACAGGCCAGAAUACCACGCAGACAUACUCUCCCCACAGCAACGUUGAGCGUCCCCAUGCCUACUUACCAGAUGAGGAUGUCUACCAGAACAUGUGAACAGCUCAUGCAAUAGACAACAAUCUCCCUAACAUCUAAACCGAACUACUAUCUGAUGUCAUAGUGGCAACAGAUUUGGGAUGUCCAGAGAGAAAGAUGUGAUCUUAUAUCUUCAUGAACUAACCUGCACUGGGCAGAGAGAAUUAAUAGGAUGAGCUGGAGAGGCCGUAAACAGAAUCUGAGACUUCAACCCUUCUGCUCACCUACUGGUACCGGAGUACCCGGAGGAAACCCACGCAAACACGGGGAGAACGCGCAAACUCCACACAGAGAGGCCCCGGCCGAACGGGAUUCAAACCCAGGACCUCCUUGCAUCCGUGCCCCAUUUUCAACUGAAUAUCAGAAAAUUACUGUGACUAAUUUGUAGCUAACAGAAAUUUGUAUUUUCAGUGUGAGAAAUUCAGCACGUUUAUAUCCACAAAAUUAAUGUUUUACUGGUGUGUGAUGUUCAAGCUGAAUCAUUGUUUAGACAAAAAACAUCACUUGCAGUGAUGAAUAUAGGGGCAUGCCUGCAGCCUCCCUCUUUCUUGCAAUAUUGUUCAAUAAUAGAACAAUAAUAAUAGCGGAAUGAAAAAAGCUCCUAUAAUGUCCUCAGCAUCUGAAUGAAAGAGAAGGAGGCAGGCUAGCUAACGUGCUAGCUAGGUAGCUAUUUUGCUUAUUUUAAAACCAAGCUAGUUUUAAAUCUAAGUUAACUAGCUACCUAACUAUGGUCUCAAAAACUUUGUUCCAUAUGUAUUCUUGGAAUAUUGAGUAAUUAAAUAUCGCAAAGCUGGUAACUAAUUACCGUGCCUAAUGCUUGAAGAAAUGAGCAUUUUAUUUUGUGUCUGAAUGGCAAAGCAAGCAUAAAUAAAUGUGUCUGUUGUGUAGCAGGUGGAUACUAUUGCAUUCAUUUGCAUUAGACAUGCCUUGUGUGUAUUUGAUGUUCCCUUUCACCUUCCCUUUCACUCUUCCUGCUUCAUUGAAUUGUUUUUAAUAAACAUCACGAUUGUA